CUUCCUCUCUUCACUUUAUUAACUCACCUUACACCUGUUCUCUCAUGUGACCAGCUACCUCUUCUUUCUUCUCCUCUUUCAUCUUCAUCUGUAUCCCUUGUUUCAUUUUUGGGCUCUAUAGUAUAGCUCCUUCGUCUAGUACUUCUUCUUCAUACACACAUCAUAGUACGUUCAGUUUUGUUAAGAACUCUUCUCAUAAGAAUACAUAAUCUGAGUUGAUCUUCAAUCUCUGCGAUGAUGCCCCCUGAGCAAGAAACCACUAUUGCACCAAACAUUCCAGCCAUCUCAACCCGCCCCGAGAACACCCUCGAACCGGAGGGUUCCACCACUAACAAAAUCAAACCCAGUAAUUUGGAUGAUGAUGGCAUUAAUAUUCCUGCACAGCAUCACCCUCAGCCAACAACCGCACCAAGAUUUUCCAUUCUUCACCAAUCCUUGCGUCCUGUUACCCUCAAGUUUGAAGACGUAUCUUACAGCAUAACCUUCCAAAGCCAAAAGAAGGGUUGUGUUUUGCGGAAAGAAGCGAAGCUGACACGAAAAGUACUCACCGGCGUGACCGGAACGGCGAACCCCGGCGAGCUAACAGCAAUGCUGGGCCCCUCAGGGAGCGGCAAGACCACCCUACUAACCGCCCUAGCCGGAAGACUCGCCGGAAAAGUCUCCGGCACAAUAACAUACAAUGGGCAUUCAGACCCGACCUUCAUGAAGCGAAGAAUCGGGUUCGUGUCACAAGACGACGUUCUGUACCCUCACCUCACGGUUCUUGAAACUCUUACCUACGCAGCUUUGUUGAGACUUCCAAAGAGUUUAAGCAAAGAAGAGAAAAAGGAGCAUGCAGAGAUGGUGAUCAUGGAGCUUGGGUUAACACGGUGUCGUAAUAGCCCCGUUGGAGGGUGCAUGGCUUUGUUCAGAGGCAUUUCGGGUGGGGAAAGAAAACGGGUCAGUAUCGGGCAAGAGAUGUUGAUUAACCCGAGUUUGUUGUUUGUGGAUGAGCCCACGUCGGGUUUGGACUCAACCACGGCCCAACUCAUCGUGUCAGUGCUCCGCGGCCUCGCUCGGGCCGGCCGGACCGUCGUCACCACCAUUCACCAGCCUUCAAGUCGGUUGUAUAGGAUGUUUGAUAAGGUGGUUGUGUUAUCCGACGGGUACCCGAUUUAUAGUGGGCAUUCGGGUCGGGUCAUGGACUAUCUCGGAUCCGUUGGAUAUGUGCCAGCUUUCAAUUUCAUGAACCCGGCUGAUUUCCUACUUGAUCUUGCUAAUGGCAUAGUUGCUGAUGUCAAACAUGAUGAUCAUAUAGAUCAUCAUGAGGAUCAAGCUUCAGUCAAACAGUCCCUAAUUUCAUCCUUUAAGAAGAACUUAUAUCCUGCUCUUAAAGAAGAGAUUCAGCAAAGUCACAAUGACCCGGUGACUCUUGCAUCAGGAACACCUAGACGUUCUGAUAACCGAUGGACCACUAACUGGUGGGAGCAAUUCAAGGUACUUCUUAAGAGGGGUUUACAAGAGAGGAGGCAUGAAUCUUUCUCUGGCUUAAGGAUUUUCCAAGUCUUGUCUGUUUCCAUUCUCUCCGGACUCCUUUGGUGGCAUUCUGAUCCUUCACAUGUACAAGAUCAGGUAGGACUCCUUUUCUUCUUCUCCAUCUUCUGGGGAUUCUUCCCUCUCUUCAAUGCCAUCUUUGCGUUCCCUUUGGAGAGGCCAAUGCUAAUAAAAGAAAGAUCAUCAGGCAUGUACCAUCUCUCCUCAUACUAUGUUGCUAGGAUGGUUGGAGACUUACCAAUGGAGCUUGUGCUUCCUACUAUCUUUGUAACUAUCACAUACUGGAUGGGUGGUCUUAAGCCUUCAUUGGUUACAUUUUUGUUGACCCUCUUGAUCAUGCUUUUUAAUGUUCUAGUCUCACAAGGCAUAGGCCUAGCACUUGGUGCAAUUCUCAUGGAUGUGAAGCAGGCCACAACUCUAGCAUCAGUGACCAUGCUGGUGUUUCUGUUAGCUGGUGGUUACUACAUUCAGCAAAUUCCCUCCUUUAUAGCUUGGUUAAAGUACAUUUCUUUUAGUCACUACUGCUAUAAGCUACUAGUAGGAGUCCAGUUUUCAGUAAAUGAGGUGUAUGAGUGUGGAUCAGGGUUGCAUUGUAGGAUAAGAGAUUUUCCUGCCAUAAAGUGUCUUGGGCUUGAUAAUAAUAUGUGGGGAGAUGUGGCUGCAUUGACUGUAAUGUUGAUUGGAUACAGAGUUGUGGCAUAUCUAGCUUUGAGGAUGGGGCAACCUCACUGACUAAAGAUUUAACACAUUAGAGAGAACAAGUUAUUAAUUUUCCAAGUUUGGUUGUUUGAAUCACCACCUCAGUUAAAGUGGUAAUUCGAUUCAACUUGUAAGGAGAAGAAAAUCUUAAAUCCUUGUGAUUAAUUGAUGUGAUAUGAAGCAAUCAAAAUUUGUAGAAUAUAGUCCAAUUUUUUUAUGGAGAAAAAUCAGCCGUACCAGUUGGACACCAUCUAGUGUUUAAGCCAUUUUUAA
Molecule: messenger RNA, 2505 nt
Organism: Abrus precatorius (Indian licorice)
Lineage: Eukaryota; Viridiplantae; Streptophyta; Magnoliopsida; Fabales; Fabaceae
Product: ABC transporter G family member 21-like
Exons: 5
Coding region: 235-2265 (676 amino acids)
Cellular component (GO): membrane
Molecular function (GO): ATP binding; ABC-type transporter activity; ATP hydrolysis activity
Source: RefSeq, a predicted model, not a curated record